Messenger RNA from Cercospora beticola, 866 nucleotides. Its product is annotated as zinc-finger domain-containing protein. NCBI's taxonomy places the organism in Eukaryota, Fungi, Ascomycota, Dothideomycetes, Mycosphaerellales, Mycosphaerellaceae. The record is from RefSeq and is a predicted model, not a curated record. Gene Ontology annotation, biological process: mitochondrial electron transport, NADH to ubiquinone.
UUCAACCUCACGAACAUCGAGCACCAUCUCCUUCCUGUCCAGCUCUCCACCACAGCCCGUCAUGCUCCAACGAAGCGCACAGAGGCUGGCGCCAGCCGCGAGUCGGCGUAUGCUCGCCGCUCGCUCCUACAGCUCUUUCGCCACCGACAACACGAUCCCCACGAACAGUCCGCAGCAACCCCAGCGGCACUCGCCCGUCUCGAGCACCAAUGCUCUCCCGACUGUCGCCCAUGGAGCGCAGGACGAAGCCCUGGUCGAGCAAGUGGAAGAUGGAGAGAAGAAGCGCGUGAUGCAGGCGCCAAACCGAGCGGGCAUUUGGAGCAGGAGCCAGAAGCCGCGGGCUGAGGCCAUGGUUGGGCCACGAUUUGAGCAGACUAUUAUGGAGGACCAGCCUCGACCACUCGCUGCCAUUGACCUCAUUCACAAGCAGCCUGUGAGAUGGACCAAGGAGCGUGUUGUAUCCUGCGACGGAGGAGGUGGACCACUGGGACACCCAAGAAUCUUCAUCAAUGUGGACAAGCCACAAAUCUGCAUGUGCACAUACUGUGGUCUGCCAUUUGCACACGAGCACCACCGCAAGCACCUUCAGAGCUUGCCUCAUACUUCAUACCCGCUCGAGCCGAUCAAUGAUGCUGCACAGAUUCCAGCGGGAGAUCUCAAUGCUGGAAGCGCAAGGACAGGCGCUACCACGCCCUACCAAACUGUGACCGGAGAGCCAUACGGUCAGAGAUAGAGAGCACAGUCCCAGGACUGAGGUAUUGUAAAUGAUAGCUUGAGAUGUCCAUGUCUCACCCACCUGCGACGAUUUUCCUGAAGUGACGUGAAGUCUCACACUGUACUGGCAACUUCGACGAGCCUACCACGCC